Messenger RNA from Lindgomyces ingoldianus, 929 nucleotides. RefSeq lists its product as uncharacterized. The record is from RefSeq and is a predicted model, not a curated record. The transcript is spliced from 4 exons. Bases 40 to 525 code for a protein of 161 amino acids. Lineage: Eukaryota; Fungi; Ascomycota; Dothideomycetes; Pleosporales; Lindgomycetaceae.
AGCUGGAAUGAGGAGCUUCUUAGUUCGGCUAAAGACGGUAUGGACGAUCUCUUCGCUGAGGUCCUCGAUGAGGGCUGCGAAAAUUUCAAGGCCGAGAUGGUACAGGCGAUUAAGGAAGUAAUGAACAAGCUGAAUGCCAUUUUACGAAAUGACCCUCAAGUUCUCGUGUGCAACACCUACAAAGAAUGUUUCCCUGACAAUCUAGGCCAUUAUGAGACAGAAAUCGCCAGGCUGGUAGACCAACUCUUAGAGUCGCUCUUGACAGACUUUAGGGAAAUACACCAAAAGGCAGCAAUACAUGGUACAGGUCACUACUUCACAGUUUCCAUGCACGACAUCUAUGAAAAUUGCGAUAGCGAGAGGCCUCUAACAAAAGGCAAAACGCUCCAUAAAUGCCGAACCGAACUGUUCGAAGCCGGGGCGUGUGAUCCCAACGGCCCCUUCCGUGGUAUCCCGGAAGGGGUCGAAGUCAGCAUGAUUCAGGCUCUGAACCAAAACGGCGGCGUCCUACAAACCACAUUCUAGACAUCCUAAAUAAGAUCCAGAAGGAUUUCGAGAACAUGGCGAGAAAGAAGGAUAGCGAUACACCAGAGGGAAAGAAGUUCCGGAAGGAGUUGCAUGAGUUGGUAGAUGAGGCAAGGGGGAUUUUGAAGGGACCUAUAAUGGAGUGUCUGGAGCUUUGUCGCCAGUACGACAAAGUGGGCGUGAGAUCGACUGCGAGAUCGCAUAGUUGAUGAGAAAAUUCUAGCGCGUAAUGUAAGCAAAUGGCUAUCUGAUUGCGGAUUGGCUGAUAUUUGGGGCUCUUAUGCUGGACUUGGUCCGUCUCGUAUAGCCUACGACAACCUUUGAUAUUACUUUUUUCGGAUUGGCCGACUUCUAGGCCGUGGCAAAUUUUCAUUCCUUCCUUGGUUUAGGGUUUGGGAGUAUUU